This is a messenger RNA of Lathyrus sativus (Indian pea), 486 nucleotides long. The record is from the annotation of a GenBank genome assembly. NCBI's taxonomy places the organism in Eukaryota, Viridiplantae, Streptophyta, Magnoliopsida, Fabales, Fabaceae.
AUGGGUAAUAGCUUAAGGUGUUGUUUGGCUUGUGUUCUUCCAUGUGGAGCACUAGACUUGAUUCGUAUAGUUCAUUUAAACGGUUAUGUAGAAGAGUUUUCACGUCCAAUUUCAGCCGGUGAAGUCCUCAAAGCCAAUCCAAAUCAUGUUCUAAGCAAACCUAGCUCCGAAGGCGUUGUUCGCCGGAUUCUCAUCCUUUCGCCGGAGACCGAGCUCAAGAGAGGAAGCAUAUACUUCUUGAUCCCAUCCUCGUCGAUACCCGAUAAGAAAAGGAGGGUGAGGAGAAGCGCAACGGAAAAAGAUCUUGAAAAUAAGAAAGAGUUCUCCUCUGAUGAGAAGAAUAAGAAGUGUGACGAUGAUUUAUUAUCAUCGUCUCGAAAGUAUUAUGAGUCUAAGGAGAUGAGAGGCUCGCGGCGAGAUCGCCGGCAUAGCCGGAGCGGGGUGUGGCAGCCUCAUCUUGAAAGCAUAACGGAAGACUUGUGUUAG